Saprolegnia parasitica CBS 223.65 is the source of this 1500-nucleotide messenger RNA. RefSeq lists its product as hypothetical. Gene Ontology annotation, molecular function: oxidoreductase activity. Gene Ontology annotation, cellular component: cytoplasm. NCBI's taxonomy places the organism in Eukaryota, Oomycota, Saprolegniomycetes, Saprolegniales, Saprolegniaceae. The record is from RefSeq and is a predicted model, not a curated record. The transcript is spliced from 6 exons. The coding region runs from base 1 to 1500 and encodes 499 amino acids.
AUGCUGCGGAAGGUGGCCAAGUCGGCCGACGUUGUCGUCGUCGGCGCCGGUGUCGCGGGCUGCUCGGCCUUUUACGGCUUAGCCAAGCGCAACCGCAACACGGCUCAGCGUGGCGCACCGUCGUCCUUCAAGCCGAUGCUGCUCGACGCCAUGUCGCCCAUGACGCUUACGAGCGCCCGCGGGUCGUUCCAGUACCGCAACUGGUGGCCCAACGCCGGCGAAGAGGCCAUGAUGCGCCUCGUGUCGCGCUCGAUCGACCUCAUGGACGACUACGCGGACGAGAUUGAUCUCAAUCGCAACGGAUAUCUCUUUGUGACGCGGAGCGAGCAUCAAGUUUCUGUCUUCCGCGACCAAGCGCUGCGCCAUGAAGCCCUUGGCGGCGGCGCCCUCCGCGUGCACCACGGGUCCCUCGAUGCAUACAAUCCGUCGACGGCCGCCAUCGACCGCGCCGACGGCUGCGACUUUAUACUUGGUGCUGACGCUGUCGCAUCGGCUUUUCCUUCGCUCGCUGCGUCAGGGGCCAUCGGAGCGCUCCACGUCCGUCGCGCGGGCUCGCUCAAUCCCUUCAAGAUGGGCAACUACCAACUGACAAAGGCCACCGAGUACUGCCCGCACGCCGAGGUCGUUCGCGGCAAGAUGGUCGACAUCCACGCGACUGGCGGGCGCAUUUCGGGCAUCACUGUGGUCAUGCACAACGGCGACAAGCACUUUGUGGCAACCCCCAAGCUCGUCCUCGCGCCUGGACCGAUGUUGCAGGAUACGCUGCAGCUGCUGGCGAAGAAGGAUCUGCUCGGCGAACCGCUCCCGAUCCAACACGAGCUCCAUGCCCGCGUUAUCUUUGACGACCCCAAGCACAUCAUGGCCUCGACGGCACCGCUGACCUUCGACAUGGACCCGAUUGGGCGGCUACAGUUUGCGCCGGACGAACGACGCGAUGGCGAUCCUCUGGCGCACGCCAACUUCCCCGCAGGUCGUUUCUGCCUUCUUGACAAAACGACCAUGACUCUUCUAGGCGUCCACGUGCGGCCGUAUGGCGACGGCAAGGCGCUCGCGGUCUGGACCUACGACACGGCGCUUGUGGACCCCGUGUUUCCGAUCCAGACCAUCUUGGAUCCGCGGUACGGCGAAAUUUGCGUACGGGGCCUCACGCCGCUCUUUCCUCAAAUGACCUCGUAUUUGCGCGACCCCCACGUCCUCGCGUCCAUGCAGGUGGACGGCGGCUACUAUUGCAAGGCACCCGACAACCGGCCGCUCAUUGGUCGCUUUGCGCAGAGCGUCGAUGGUCUCUACUUCCAAGCCGCCAUGACGGGCGUCGGUCUCAUGUCAAGCGCAGCUGCCGGAGAGCUCUUGGCAGCGACGGUCAUGGGCGACGUUCAGUUUGAGAACCCGUCGACGCCGCCGCCGUUUGCAGCGUACGCCGAUGCGCUGUCGCCGAACCGGUUCCAAGACGAGGCGUAUCGUGAGUCGAUCGAGGGCAUGCAGACGUCUGGUCAAAUGUAA